Acanthosepion pharaonis is the source of this 984-nucleotide messenger RNA. Lineage: Eukaryota; Metazoa; Mollusca; Cephalopoda; Sepiida; Sepiidae. The record is from the annotation of a GenBank genome assembly.
AUGGCGCGCAUUGGGGCUGGUCGCGGCGACGGUCGGCACCGGGCUGGUCAGGAUCGUGACCUUCGGCUCGCUGGCGGGAUCGAUGCUGCCCUUCGUCCUGCAACGGCUGGGCUUCGACCCGGCCAGCGCUUCGGCGCCGUUCGUGGCGACGUUGGUCGAUGUGACCGGGCUGGUCAUCUACUUUUACGAUCGCAUUGGCCAUCCUGUCGGGACGUUGCUGUAAACCCUUUACGGGUUCGACUUCAAUACCCACAUAGUCCACGCGCAUGGCCUGCGGCAGGGCGGCAUCAUCGACGCCCUGCUCGCCACCCCAGUCGCCACCGAUCGCGGGUUGAGGAUCAGGGCAUAGGCCGGGUGAAGGGCGGCCGCCGCACCGCCCGGCCGGUCGUUGCGCACCUUCAUAUAGGCGCGUCCAUCGACGCCGAUCGUGAUGGCCUGCGGCGUCCAGUCGAGCUGAUAUCGGUGAUAGGCGGUGCAGGCAUCGGCGACCCGCGUUUCCGCCCCGCGUUGCGUGCCGCGUACGUGAUUAUAGGCAGCAGGUGGAUCGUUGCAUGGAUCACAUUAGGGUUCCAGCCGACCAUCUCCAUGACGUCGAUCUCACCCCCCGCCGGCGGGGGCGCGCCACCCGUCGGCAACAGCCAGAUGGCAGGCCACAUGCCACGCCCGCAGGGCAGCAGCGCGUAUCUCGUAAAAAGCCGUAACCCAGCGUCUGGCGUGUCACCAGCUUGGCGGAGCUAUAGGCCUGCCCACCCCAAUCAGGUUCGUCCUUCAACGCCUCACGCCGCGCCUGCGCACCAGCGAUCCAUCCUCAAUCCGCGCGUUGGAGCGAUCGGGACCGGCAUAAUAUUGCAGCUCGCGAUUAUACCAGCCGGCUUUGUUGCGAUCCGUGUCCCAGCCCCAGCGGCUGGGAUCGAUCCGGCUCGUGAAUUCAUCGCCGAAACUGGGGGCGCGAUCGGGGGCGCCAUAGGACCAUCGGCCGCAUAG